AUGGAUAAAGGUGACAAGGACUCUCCGGGGUCUGGCAGAAACAUUUUUGAUAAUGCAGCCAAUAUGAUGGGUAUGUCCCCAUUUGGGUUGUCAUUCGGCGCUCAUUUAGCCCACAUGCCACACAUGCCCAGCGCGUAUUCAUUGCUGCAACACCAUCCAGCCUUCCCAGUGUCCUCUCUGUUCAGUGGAAUAUCCGAGGGUGCGUUUGGUCACUUCCCCCCAUCCCUCACCUCCACUGAAGGGGCCACGCUAUUACAGAGUCCUAUUUUGAGUCUGAGUGCAAGUCCUAAUGGGGCUCCGUUGAAUAUUGCAAUACCUGAUUCCAAUAAAUCUGAAACUGUUAAUAAUAGUUCAAGUUCAAAAUCAUCGCCAUCAAAACAUUCACCAAAGUCUUCUAAAUCCUCAUCAAGAUCAUCCAAGUUAUCCCGAUCAUCCUCGUCCAAGACGACCGUUACUAAGGCUACAACCACACUAGCAACCACCUCCACUGUUAGCACCAGCUCUAGCAGACCUUCUCCUACUACAAUGGUGUCUGGGACGACAGGUGUCAGUCUGUUAUCAGGAAAAUUCAAGAAAUCAUCCAAACAUUUGUCGUCCAAGACGUACACUACCUCUUUACUCACACAGAGCACCUCACCUAAAAGUUCAGCCAAUGGCACCGUAUCCCAGUCAGCCUCACCAUCUCCCUCGGCAACCUCAUCUUCAUCAGCAGCUGUAUCCCUAUCGCCUUCAACAAAGCAUAAGGAGUCGCUUAAGACAUUAGAAAAUGGUGCCACAUUAUAUGAAAGUGACAAUCCCUCCAACGGGUCUCUAGCAAGUCCCUGUCUCAGCAGUGACGACGACGAGGAUUUCACUGGGAAUGGGCGCCUUGGAAACGACAAGGAUUUGGAUUCCAACGAUGAGGGUGGUAAUGGUUCAAUGGAUGACAGAAACACAGGUUCACCAAAUAUCCACAUCGAUGGUACCAAGAAAAGGUUGAUUGCAGACCAGAUCAGACAACGUGUUCAAAACAAACCCAUUCAGAACAUUAAACCAUCCAUCAUGCAACCAAUGAAAAGGGGUCGGGGUCGCCCUCCCAAACAUGAGCCGACACCCACUCCGCAACAAUUAGAGGUCAUCAAGGAGUAUAAAAAGCAGCAGGAGUAUUUGAAACGACAGCUGGAGGAAAACCUGAAACAACAACAAAUGCAACUUAAGAUAAUGAAGCGAACCCAAGUGGAGAAAGAGAAAGAGGCUUCAGCCAAGGUACAGAAACUGCUUGAGGCCAGCGUGAAACAGGCACGGGCGAACGCUGCGGCCGGAGUUCGAGACAAGGAGGCACGUCAACGAUCUGCUCUAUCACCACCUUCACAUGCCAAAGAGGCCAGUAGUAGAUCUUCCUCAUCACAAGGCAAUUCAACCCUGUCCCGAUUAGACAAGUCUGAUGUUCAUCCUUCUACAUCUAAGAGCAGCCCUGUGAAAUCUAAACUGCAGUCUGAAGAGAGCUCUGGACUCUCGGAGGAUAAUGAUUCUGAUAUGAUGAAUGAGAGUGAUGACGAGGAUGAUAGUGGCAUCAACGAAACUGAUUCAGAUGCUGAACCGAGACUCAAAAUGGUCAUUGACUCCGAGGGUGAAUCACAUGAAUCUGGUCAAAUGAACAAGGGAUCAAAGCGCAGUGCUGAGGAAACUUCUGACAAGAAUGAAACACCAAUAAAACGUCCACGUGUGCAGAUGGAUGAGAAAGAGCUGAAGAUCCCCAUGGAUGCUGGCUGGCGCAGACAGACUACAAUUCUGGCCAUUGGCAAACGUGGCUUCAUUGGUGAAGUGCUUUACUUUGCUCCGUGUGGCAAGAAGAUGAAGACUAUUCCAGAUGUGAUGCGUUAUGUUGAUCGACACUCGAUCACAGGAAUGGGACGUGAGAAUUUCUCCUUCAACACCAAAGUCAAUGUUGGAGAUUUUUAUGAGACGAGACAUGGUCACAAUGUAAUUGUGAAGCUGACCAAUGAGGAAGUGGUGGAGAGGAUGGCGUUAGUUGAGAGUAAAAGACAGAAAAUGCUACGAUAUAAACAACAACGAGGUCGCAAACGCAUCGAGAAACAGAACAAACAGCUACAGUUGGCAAAGCAGAUGAUGGACCAGAAACUAAAACGCAAGAUGGAACAGCAAGAGAUGGCCAAGAGAGCCUCAGAAUACAAGAUGCAGAAGAAGGUUGAGAAAGAUCGCCAAAAGGAUUUAGCUAACAAGGUCAAACAGAUCAAAGCUUUAGAGCAGAAGAAACAGAAAGAACAACUUAACUUAAUACGGGAACAGGAGAAAAUGCAGAGACAUGAACAGAUGAGGAUAGAGAGAGAGAUGAGAGCACAGCAGAUUCUGGAGUCCAACCUCUUGUGGUAUCAUAUGGAGAGAGAGAGAGAAAUGAAGAGACAACAAGCAGUGAUGUUAAAAGAACAGGUGAGAUUUUUAUUCAUAGAGCGAGAGAGGAAGAGGCAGCACAUCCUACUUGUCAAAGCUAUGGAAGCCCAGAAGAAACAGGCAGAGAGAGAUCGUCUGAAGGAAGAGAAGGUUGUGGAGAAAAGAAUGGUUAGGGAGCGUAAGAUGGAACAAAAGCGUUGGGAACUUCAGAUGGCACGAGAGCUGAAAAAACCCACAGAGGACAUGGAGUUACGAGAUAGUCGACCUUUACCCGAGUUUCCACGUAUACCAGGGAUUCAAACAGACAGUGCUGCCUUUGCUGACAUCCUUAUGGUGUUGGAAUUUCUCCAUAACUUUGCUGACGCCUUGGGAUACGUUAAUUCUGACACAUUGCCGUCACUGAGGGCCCUACAAGAUGGUAUUUUGGGUAAAACCGAAGAGGACAGCGAGGAUUAUGUGGCUCUUGUCUCCCACUUGCUACGAUAUGCCAUCAGUGACCCUGGGGUUCCCAAUCCUAAAGAUGCUGUUACAAAGCUAGGGCAGAAAAUCGUGGACAUGGAAAUCACAGAUUCCAUUGUCUCCGAGAUUUUACGAAUAUUUGUUGUGGCAAGGAACGGUGGUAGCAAUGAGAUGAGUGAAUGGUUGUCACGGUUACCUCUUGAGUCUCUUGACCAUAUUAGGAAAGCUGCCAUUUUAGCAUUUCUAUGCAAUGAACUGCUUUGUGGAAAGUCCAUUUCUUCAGAGAUCGAGAAGCACUUGGACCGUAUGGGGGACAUUCGGCGUGACAAAUGGGUUGUUGAGGGCAAGUUGCGCAGACUCCGAGUCCUACAAGCUAAAAAGUUUCAUCGGCCUGUCCCAAAACCUGUCGUUGACCAAGAUACCUCAACACAAGGGGGAGAGGGUGAUGAAUCCCAGAAUACCUCAGGCAAACGUUGUAGUGAUGAUGAUGAAGAAAAGGAAGAGGAGAGUGGUAAUGAGAGUGAUGAUGAUGCUCAGUCUGGUUGCCAGGAGACAGAUGGAGAUGAGGAAGAACCACUGUCACUUGAAGAGUGUGAUAAACAGAUUGAAAAGUUACAAAAGCAACAUGCCCAAUACCGAGCGAAAGUCUUCAAGUCUUCCCACAAACUUCGUGCAAUAAUGGUGGGUUCGGACCGAUACCGACGUAAGUACUGGGUGCUGCCGUGUGCUGGAGGUGUGUAUGUAGAAGGCCUGGAGACUGGCAAGUCAGUGGAAGAUGAAGAUCUGAUAGAGGAAAAGAAAGAUAUCAAGGAAGAAAAAGUAGAGAUUAAACAGGAAAGUGACAAAAUAAAAGAGGAAGAUAGAAUGGAAUGUGAAAACUCGAAAUUAAAUGAUAAUCAUGUUAAAGAAGAAAAAUGCAUUGAAGAAAAAACGACAAUCCAAACUGAUGAACAAGACAUUAAGAAAGAAGUUAGUGUGGUGAAAUUGGAACGAAAAGAAGAUCGUAAUGUUUGGGACACUGUAAAGGAGGAAGGUUUGGACAGGAGCUGUUCUUUUUCUGUACCAACCAAAAUGGAGAUCAAUGAGGAAAAGAAUGGUUGUAAGUCGGAGACAGGUGAUGCAGCUAUUGUGACCUCGGCAUUAUUCCCUACCUCAUGGAAAAUGGACAAACACAAGCAGACAACUUGUAAUGGGGAAAUAACUCCUUCUACCUCAGAGUGCAAUAAUAAAUCGGACUGUUCUGUAAAAACUUCUGGGAACAUAUUUCUGCAGUCCUCACCCUCCAGUAAACUCAGUGACUUGUGUAGUAACGUAUCUUCUACUAUAUCGCCCACCAAAACUGACAGUAAAAGUGACGAUUCUAAAUCGGUUGUGAACAGCAGUUUACUUACCUCGCCUUCACCACUCAUCACACCAUAUUCAUCAGCACCUUCAUUGUUUUUCCCCCCAUUUAGUCCAUCCCUCAAUGGCGCCUUGGGUUCCAAUCCCUCCACCUCUAGCCUGUCCCCAGGGGGAUCAAGUCCCCGCCCUGCACACCAACACCACAAGAGCAGCACCCCGUCCCACACGGAGGGCAAAGCUAGCUUUCUCAGCAUCGACACGCUGCUGAAAAAGGACCACUCUCAUUUAACCAGUCAGAACAAUCAUUUCCUCCAGAGCCCUCUUUUCCCAGUUUCUCCUGAUCAAAUGAUCAAAUCAUUGAGCUCCUCAGCAGAUGGUAGUGAACAAAAGCCGUGGUUCAGCAUCUUACCCAGAAUGCCUUGUGAUGACCUCAGUAUGACUCAGGGAAGUUCGCCCCAGGUUGGCCUGAGCUCGAGUCCAUUCUCGGGAGGGUCACCAUUUUUCUCCCCCAUGUCCUUGCGUGCCUUCCCCCUCCACAGCCCCUCCUUUUCCUCAUUCCAGAUGGGCCAACUUUACAGUCCCAAUAACUACAGUGCCACCACGGCUUCCAGUAACACCAGCUGUGAGUCACCCUCAAAACUCACUGACUCUUCCUUCAAGGUGCCUCUCACACCCAAGGUCGAGGGUGAUUCAUGGACCUUAGGGAGCCAGCAGCAGGAAUCUACAGAGGCUCUUCUCAAGGAACUUCAAGGAGAACGGCAGCCCAUCCCAGAGGAAAAGAAGAAAAGUUGGUGGCGUGUGACAGACCCAGAUCAACUCAGGACCCUACAAAGGCACUGCCAUCCUCGUGGAAUACGCGAGAAGAAUCUGCAGAAAUCCUUUCAGAAAUAUAUGGAUUAUGCCUGUGAAUCAUGUUCCAAAGGAAACAAGGAAAUUGUAUCCUUGGAAUCAGACUCCGAGGAAGAGGAGGAAGACGAGGAAGAAGAAGAGGAGGAAGAAGAAGAGAAAGAAGGAGAUCAGGAAAAGAAAGAAGAAACUGACAAGGACACAGAAGAUGAAGAAAAAUUGAAGAAAAAGAAAGCAAAGGAAGGGUCUCCGCCCCCACAGAAGGAAUGGUUACCUGAAAUUGCCCACCAGGUGGAGCUGUCAGUGCUAGAAGAAGUGGAGAAUCUGGUGGAACGUGUCGCUUCAGCUAGUCUACAGGUCAAGGGAUGGAAAGUACCGAGCCGAGUGGACGACGAUGUUGACCUCACCAUUGUGGACAGGACCAAGUUGGAUCUCAAAGAAAAUGAACGCUAUCCACUUGACGCUGCUAGAGAAAAACUGUUGAGUUUAGAACCAAACAUUGAACGUCGCUACAUCAAACCUCCACUCACAAAGGCAGUAACAAUUAACCUAGCAAGUCUGGCUGAUCACUCAAGAUCAGAACGACGGAACAGCCACACACAGGAGGAAGAGGAAGACAAUGAUUCUAUUGACCAGGAUACACCUGAGCGACCAGAGGAUGUACCACCAGGUCUGGCCAUGUGGCGGUCUGCAGUAGCUAAGGCAAGCUCACCGGCACAGCUGACCUUGUGUGUACAUCAACUUAGCACCUCGAUCUCUUGGGAAAAGUCCAUCAUGAAAGUGCUGUGUCAGAUCUGUCGUAAGGAUGACAAUGAGGCAGAGUUGUUGCUGUGUGAUGGAUGUGACCAAGGUUAUCACACCUACUGCUUCAAGCCUAAGAUGGAGAUGAUACCAGAUGGUGACUGGUAUUGUUAUGAAUGCAUAUCUAAGGCAUCUGGCGUGCCCUGUUGUAUUGUGUGUGGGAAGAAGACUGGCAAGAUUGCCGAGUGCCAUCACUGUCCUCGAGCCAUACACCUCGACUGUCUUGACCCACCCCUACCUCGCAUGCCCAGGAAGUGGGUGUGUCCAGCUUGUUCCUCCAAUCUGAAUGGACGAAAACGAACGCGAAAAAGCCCAAAAAGUCCAAAGAAAUUAGACGGGGGUAACACCACUCCAGUACAUAAACGGGACUCAGAACCAUCAAUGAAAGCAGUGGAGACGUCGUCAUCAGAAAAGAAACGAAGCAACAAAGAAAAUGAGAGAAAGAAAGCUGCUGAACAGUCUGAUGAUAUGACUUUGUGCAGGUUGGUUCUGACAGAAAUGGAAAAGCAUGAAGAUGGUUGGCCAUUCCUUAAACCUGUAAACUUCAAACAGUUCCCAACUUACCGGAAGUACAUCAAACAACCCAUGGACUUUAGUACAGUAAAAAACAAGCUCAGGGACUCCGUAUACAAGUCAAGAGCAGAAUUUGCAGCUGAUUGUAGACUUAUUUUUGAAAACUGUAAAACUUUUAAUGAGGAUGAGUCUGAAGUCGGUCGGGGAGGGCACACACUGCGGAAAUUCUUUGAAUCCCGAUGGAAGGAACUUAUUUUGCACUCAUCCACAAUUUCAUCGAAUUCUUCAUCCUCAUCUUCAGCAGUGUCUUCAUCUCAGUCAUUGACUGUUACUUCAUCUAGUGCAUCGUCCAUAUCCUCAGUGACCUCAUCAUCCACAGUGGCGCCACCUUUAUCUGGUAGUUCUUCAGGGACUGUGUCGGGAUCAUCUGUAUCAGAAACAAAAGCCGAAAAGGAUCAAUGAGUUUUUGUGUUCAUUUGUGAAAUAUAUAGCAAGUGCAUUUAUUAUUAUGGAUGUCUCUUAAGCUUCAUAAAAUGUUUCUUCAUACUUUAAAAUAUGAGAACUUGACAACUUUCAAACUGUAGGCAAUGCAAGUUGGCUCUUAAUUAAUUUGUACAUUAAAACAAGGUUAACAUGGAACUUACUUUUGUGGGUUUCCAACCAUUCUGGUGUAGUCUAAACUGGAGAUGUAAGGCAGAGAUAUAACUGAAAUAUUAGCACUACCAAUUAUAGGUACCUGUGUAACACCUAUGAAUGUUGAUACAUGAUUUCAUGUUGUUCAUUGAAGCCCUGUAUUUGUGUAAGACAUUAAUUUCUAUGUUAAAAAGCCUAAAAGAUUUUUUGCAAAUAUUCCAUCAAGAUUAGAAUCCUCUCAAUCAUUUUUAUUUAGCAAUACUUAUAAAUGUGAAAUGGUUACAAACCUCUGAUAUACCCGUAAAAAUGCUUUCUUGUUGUAAUAAAUCAUUGGUUUUACCAAACCAUUAUUGAAAAACCAGAUAUAGGUCAAAGGUUCCUGACCCAUGAUUAAAAACUAGAUAAAGGUCAAAGGUUAGUGACCCAUGAUUAAAAACUAGAUAAAGGUCAAAGUUUUACUGAACAGUGACUGAACACCAGAUAAAGGUCAAGGUUUUACUUAACCAUGACUGAACACCAGAUAAAGGUCAAGGUUUUACCGAACCAUGACUGAACACCAGAUAAAGGUCAAGGUUUUACUAAACAAUGACUGAACACCAGAUAAAGGUCAAGGUUUUACUUAACCAUGACUGAACACCAAAUAAAGGUCAAGGUUUUACCGAACCAUGACUGAACACCAGAUAAAGGUCAAGGUUUUACUAAACAAUGACUGAACACCAGAUAAAGGUCAAGGUUUUACUAAACAAUGACUGAACACCAGAUAAAGGUCAAGGUUUUACUAAACAAUGACUGAACACCAGAUAAAGGUCAAGGUUUUACUAAACAAUGACUGAACACCAGAUAAAGGUCAAGGUUUUACUAAACCAUGACUGAACACCAGAUAAAGGUCAAGGUUUUACUAAACAAUGACUGAACACCAGAUAAAGGUCAAGGUUUUACUAAACCAUGACUGAACAUCACAUGUUUAGUGAUUGUGCUAAAUGUAACUGUACAUUAGUGUGGUGAUUCACCCACUCAGUAUUAAUAUUAUUGUAUAUGAAAUUGACUAACUAAAAAUGCUGAACUUGGUUGAGAGGACUCAAACUAUUCAGGGUAUGUAGAAAUAUGUUUGUGUCAUGAUAGUCAUUCAUUUGUAUCUCGGUAUUGUUUAAGGAUUAAAUGGUCACAAACAUAACAGGAAAUGAUGAUUGCUGUCUUUAUGAGAAGUUUGUAGAUUUCAGAAAACAAGCUGUAUAGGGUGUAAAUAACAGGAUUGAUUUAAACAGGCCUUAGGUUAUUGAUAUUGAUUUCCUUAUAAAGUUAAAUUCAUUAAUCAUGGGACAUAGAAUUCACUGUCCAGGAGUGAUUCAGUACACACACAAAAACAGGUGAAGAGUAAUUUAUUAAUACUAAAAUUACUAUUAAAAGUUUAACACGAAGGUCUGUUCAUUUAGAUUUUAAUGUAUGGAUAAACCCAACAAUCAUUGAUUUUAGUCACUAAAGGUUGAUUGAGGUAAUGAAAUAUCUACUUCUAAUACUAAAGAUAUAGUUCCCAAAUAUUUUUGCCAACCCUCAAUUAACCUGUAAUACAGAAACUAAACUAAACCUGUAAUACAGUCUAACUUAAUUAGACAGGUAAUACAAUGUAACUUAACUAGUCCUGUACUACAGUGUAACUUAACUAGUCCUGUACUACAGUGUAACUUAACUAGUCCUGUAAUACAGUGUAACUUAACUAGUACAGUACUACAAUGUAACCUAACUAGUCCUGUAAUACAGUGUAACUUAACUAGUGCUGUAAUACAGUGUAACUUAACUAGUCCUGUACUACAGUGUAACUUAACUUGUGCUGUAAUACAGUGUAACUUAACUAGUCCUGUACUACAGUGUAACUUAACUAGUGCUGUAAUACAGUGUAACUUAACUAGUGCUGUAAUACAGUGUAACUUAACUAGUGCUGUAAUACAGUGUAAAAUAACUAGUCCUGUAAUACAGUGUAACUUAACUAGUGCUGUAAUACAGUGUAAAAUAACUAGUCCUGUAAUACAGUGUAACUUAACUAGUGUUGUAAUACAGUGUAACUUAACUAGUGCAGUACUACAGUGUAACUUACAGUGUAACUUAACUAGUGCUGUAAUACAGUGUAACUGAGCUAGUGCUGUAAUACAGUGUAACUUAACUAGUACAGUACUACAGUGUAACUUACAGUGUAACUUAACUAGUGCUGUAAUACAGUGUAAGUUAACUAGUACAGUACUACAGUGUAACUUAACAAGUGUUGUAAUACAGUGUAACUUAACUAGUGCUGUAAUACUGUGUAACUUAACUAGUGCUGUACUACAGUGUAACUUAACUAGUGCAGUACUACAGUGUAACUUAACUAGUGCUGUAAUACUGUGUAACUUAACUAGUGCUGUACUACAGUGUAACUUAACUAGUGCAGUACUACAGUGUAACUUAACUAGUGCUGUAAUACAGUGUAACUUAACUAGUCCUGUACAACAGUGUAACUUAACUAGUCGAGGAAUGUUCCCAGAUUAUCACCGGGUAGAGAAACCAAGGAAGCACCCAAUAACCUCCAAUCCCUGAAUUCAAUCAAAAUCUCCAGCAUCCAUUUUUCCCUCACCAUACAUCUGCCAUUUCUAAAUCUAUCAAAAUCAUCAAGGACUUUGCAAUGCAUCAUCAUAUUGUGCCAUUCCUAUAGUCAACCAUCCAAUUUGAUUUCACCAGGUUACAUUUGAUUCCUUCAGAACAAAAUAUGUAAGACUUGUGUGUCUGUGAGUGCAUGCAUAUGUGUGUUAGUGAGUGCAUGCACACGUGAGUGAGUGUAUGCACAUAUGUGUUAAAUGUUUUUAUGGAGACACCUUUGUAUCUACCUGUACAACCUCUCAGGACAUCAACUAUCAAAUAGUGGUCAGCAUCAGACCAUUGACCCUAAAGGUCAAGGUCACUAUAUCCCCUGAACGUCCACUACAUUGUAAACAGUAUGUAUACUUUUUUUUUCUUGUAAGAAACUUUUCAGGUUUGUCGUCGUUUUUUGUGAUACUUUGUAUAGUUGAUAACUCCUGUCCAAAGCACGUAGUGUGCGAUUAAUUUAUUAUUAUAAUAAAACAAAUGUGUAUGGAUCAUUAGGAAUCUCACUGUAGCUCUUGCUGUAUCAUACUGCUUCUAUUUAUGUGGUCACUCGUGUGAGUCAAUAUAUAUAUGUUAUAUAUACCUUAAAAAUGUGCAAUGUUUUGCAAGCAACAGUGAAAAAAAUAAUUUCUUAAUGAAUAGACAAACAUUUUCCUGUCUGUUGUAGAACAAAAACUGUAGCACAAAAUUAUUGGUCAGUGUAGUUCCACUUGUUCUGAUAUUGUCUUUGUUUGAUUAGAAAACAGAGAUUGAAUUUGUACAGUUUACAUUGUACACAAGUACCUUAGUUUGUAGGCUUUUAUACACCUGUAGAAAUAUGAAAUAUCAAAGUUUGAAUUAAGGAUGUGCUGGUCAAUCAUAUAAAAUGUAAUGCAGGAGUAUAGAAUUAUAUGUUUAUCAUAUGCAUCUACUAGAGGUACAGAAUUUUAAAAACAUAUGAAAAAUAUCUUAUUAUAUGAUGGACAGGAUUUGGGCUUGAUUAAAAUGCUUCAAUCAAGUUCUCAAAUGAUGUCCAUGGAGAGUAAUUGAAGGGAGAUAACUCAUUAGAAAAGAAAAAAAAUAUUUUCACAGAAGGUUUUUUCAUUAGAUUAGGACUGAAUUUUUUAUUGACAAAUAAUAUAAAUAAUUGUUUUUAGAAUAUUGAUUGACCAGUACAGGAAAAAAUAACUCAUUACUCUCUUCCGUUUGAGAUAAAAGUAUCUUUUCUUUACACAGGUAGCAUUAGUAACAGUAAAGAUAUAAGUUGUUUUGAGUGAUGACAGGAUUUUAAGUAGCAUGUUCUGGGUAUGGAUGGAUGUGACUCUAAUUUAGUUACAGUAUGUGGAUUUCGUUGUAUAUCUCCUGGUACAAACAUUUUAAUUUGUGUUGAUCUUGGUUACAAACUUUUCUCCUUUUGUGUUGUGAAGUAUGGUCUCAAGUGUGUAUGAUAAUUAAUGUCUUUGGUUGUUAUGAUUAUUUUGGGAUGCGUUUCGGAGAAAUUGGAUGUAGAUAUUGUCAAAAAGGACAAGAUUAAGUGGGACUUCCACACCGAACAUAGGUUGUAAUACUGAUUCAUUAAAUUGAAACAAUUGAUUUAUAUCUGUAACUGUCCUAAUCUUUGUAUUUUUCUUUAAGUCGCUAAAUUCUGUGCUAUAUUUUGUAGAAUAUUUGUCAUGUUUUCCUAAGUGAUACAACACAAGUUAUUAGUAACAUUACAAGCAGAUCAAUCCAUAUUGUACACCAAUAAGAUGAAGAAAGGAUUAUCUCUGUAUGCCUUGUGUUAGGAUCUGUUAAUGCAAUUUCAUGACCUGUAUAGUGUAAAUGUGACAUAUCUCUAGGUCGUUUGUUGUGAACAUUAAACCUAUUUCUGUUGGACUUGUAAUAAAACCGUCUGAUAUUGCAGUGACACAAGAUUCAACUCAAAGCAAAUGGCUGAAAAGUUGUCUGAUAGCAUAUCAUUCACCAAAUUCAUCAGAAAAUAUAUGUAUGUAUAAACAUGCUGGAGAUGCUGAUACAGAAGUAUUUUUUAGGAAAUUUAACAUUAUAUUUUGGCACGAGAUGUAUAUGUAUUAUUCAACUUUUACACAAUUGUUAAUUCUUGAUAGCUCUGCUGAAUAUUAUGAUGUGGCAUAAAUACGAAACUGUGGCCACGUGAUUUGUUUUAGCUCUGUAGGUCCUUAUGCAGAUUCCUUUGUGUUCCUGUUGAUAGGUAAAUGUGGCUUAAGAAUGUAUGUUAGCUCUCCGUGUGGUAAAACUGAUUUUAGAUGUGGUAUUCACUGUUUAAUAUUUAACUGUUGAUCUGUAUUCUUAAGCAUUACAAUUUGUGAAAUUUGAUAAAACAGAAUAAAAAGAACAAAAUAUGUUGA
Ylistrum balloti is the source of this 11942-nucleotide messenger RNA. RefSeq names its product bromodomain adjacent to zinc finger domain protein 2B-like. Gene Ontology annotation, molecular function: protein binding; DNA binding. The transcript has 35 exons. NCBI's taxonomy places the organism in Eukaryota, Metazoa, Mollusca, Bivalvia, Pectinida, Pectinidae. The record is from RefSeq and is a predicted model, not a curated record. Bases 1 to 6813 code for a protein of 2270 amino acids.